GCAUCGUGCUUGUUCCUGCUCCGUCCAGUUCCCUCGUUUCGCCGCCACAAACUGACCCUUGCGGACGUUCAUAGUCUAUUAGUCAUAUACGUUCGCCGUUUCAUCGUCUCCGGCACUUAGGAAACAUAAGUGUCUUCUACUCCUCAAUCACAAUCACAGUGCAUAGUUUGGCCCGAAAACAUGACUCGUUCGAAAGCCACUUCAAAGAAAAAGCAUGGCGUGGACUUCAAGAAAAUAAAGCGAAAGAUAGGGAGGAAACUGCCACCACCUAAGAACUCUACAAAUACUGAAAUUAAAUCCAAAGCAAUUAUUUUGCCCGAGCAGAGUGUGGCAUCAGAGAAGGGAGGCUUAGCAGUAAACAAGAAAGGCUUGACAUUAAAAGAGCUUCUUCAACAAACAUCGCAUCACAACCCAAAAGUUCGAAGAGAUGCAUUGGCGGGUAUCAAGGAACUGUUCAUCAAACAUCCAACAGAACUGAAGUUGCACAAGUAUGCUGCUGUAGAAAAACUUCGUGAGCGCAUUGGUGAUGAUGUCAAAGUAGUUCGAGAUUCACUGUAUGAUCUAUUUAAGUUAGUAAUUUUGCCUGGCUGUGAAGAGGAUAAUCCAGAGCUGGUUGUUUCCUUGCUGAUGGCUUACAUUUUCAAAGCAAUGACACAUUUAGCAAUUGACAUACGGCUCAAAGCUUUUGAAUUCUUGGAUCUUGUUCUUGAGUUUUAUCCACCUUCCUUACCUUUAUAUGCUGAGAAGAUUUUCCAAAACUACGAUGAUAUUCUUAGGAAGAACCAGUGCUAUUUACAGGAGAAAGGGAAAUUGAAGGUUGCUCUUGUUGGGUUGGUUCGCUGCUUGUCACUCUUGCCAUGGAAUAAAGGAGAAACUGAUUUGCAUGAUAAGAAUGAUGCUGGACAAAGGGUAUUGCAUGCUUUUGAGGAUGAUAUGCCUGCAAGAUCCACUGGAUUUCCUCUUAUCAUAAAGAAACUGAAGGAUCUUGUGCCAGUAUUACUAAAUAGUUUCCAGGAAUUCAUUCCUCAAGCUCGUGCUUCCCCAAAACUUGAUGGGAUGUCUUCUUCUUGUAUGCUGUCUAUACUUAACUGCAUAGAUAUGAUAAUCAGGUCCUUUAUUUAUGGGAGUAAUAGGGAGCAGUCAGAGUCCCAGAGUUCUCUUGGUGACCUUGGCAUGAUGAUAUGGGAUGACGCUAUUUCUUCCUUAAUGUUGAGGAAAUUAUUUUCUUUGUUCCCCCUCAAUCCUGUCCAUAAUCAUUCAGAAAAGGAAUAUGAUAGAUGCCUUGAACUUAAUAUGGUUGUUAUGAAAAUAUUUUUUCAACUCAAUGAACGGAUCUGUCUUCCUCUUGAUUUGCUGGAGAAGUUCCUUGAAUUUCUGGAUAAUGCACUGCUUGGGAAGGUUUGUGAAGCUUCACAGUCAGCUAAACCUGUCUGGGAAAAGCAUUUAAUUCAACUCCUUCCUUAUAUUCCUAAAAUUGUUACUUAUGAGGCAUGCUAUUGGACACCUCGUCUUCUUCAGGCGUUUACACAGACAUUCAGGGAAAGCAAGCCAGCUUCUUUAUUGAAAAUGGCCUGUCUUUCUGCAAUUGAGGAUAUGCUAACUUCUAUCCAAGGUAAGCUUCAUCUAGAUGCAAGCAGUCCGGAAAAUCUUGAAUUUCAAGAUGCUUUGAUUGCGUGGAUAAGAGAGCUCCCUUUGCUGCUGGUCCAGAUUGGUGAUAAACACCCAGCCUUCUCACAGGAAGUGUUACGUCUUCAACUCCACAUUGGACAGCAUGCCUUGUUGAACUCAUCACUUGUUUGUGUAUAUGACAACAUGCAGAACUCAUUGCAGGAGUUUUACUGUGCAUGUCAAGAAGGAAAUAUGUGCUAUGGUCCCUUUAUCAGGCUUCCUAGAGAAGUUCAAGAGCUCUCUUUGUGUUGCCUUUACUAUUUCUCUCAUUUGGAUUCACAUUUCUUGAAGACAAUAUCUUGUUGCUGCCUAUGUCCUAAUCUAGAUCCCCAUGUGUUAUUUCGGACAAUUGAAGUUCUUCAUUCAGCGUACAGAGCUGGACAUGUUGAUAUUGCUGAUCACUUGAGUUUCUUUAUUACCUUGCUCUCAAGCUUUAAAGUUUCACACGGUAGGCCACAGAUAUAUGGCGAUUGGCACUCAGGUGUGGUUAAUAGUCAGCUUUUUUGGCUUAUAUUUAUGGGAAAUUUUUUGGGGGAUUUAUUGACAUAAAUUUGGGCUUCUUGAUAAUUUACUAGAUAAUAACAACUUUGACUAGCAUGCUUUACAUGUUCUUGAGCUUGUG
Messenger RNA from Neltuma alba, 2290 nucleotides. RefSeq lists its product as uncharacterized. Gene Ontology annotation, cellular component: nucleus. The transcript has 16 exons. NCBI's taxonomy places the organism in Eukaryota, Viridiplantae, Streptophyta, Magnoliopsida, Fabales, Fabaceae. Bases 181 to 2217 code for a protein of 678 amino acids. The record is from RefSeq and is a predicted model, not a curated record.